Molecule: messenger RNA, 635 nt
Organism: Amaranthus tricolor (Joseph's coat)
Lineage: Eukaryota; Viridiplantae; Streptophyta; Magnoliopsida; Caryophyllales; Amaranthaceae
Exons: 2
Coding region: 116-526 (136 amino acids)
Source: RefSeq, a predicted model, not a curated record
CAUUAAACUCCUUCUUCUUCUUCAUUCAUUCUUCCUCCAUUAUCAAACCCUAAAACUCUCAUGAAAAAACCUAACUCAUGUUGGAGCUCUAAAAGCUUCAUCCUUUUAAGACUCAAUGAAUUCAUCUUCUUCUUCUAAGUUUUCAAACCCUAAUCCCAAAUCUAGGGGUGCACUUUGUGGUGGAAGCUUGACAUGCUACCAUGGUCUUCCUGCGCAAUUGAGGAUUGCAAAACGAGGUAGUAGGCCAGGAAACAAAUUCUAUGGUUUUGCUAAUUGGCCUGAUACCAAUUGCAAGUUUUUUAUGUGGGAAGUUGAUGUUGACAAAUCAAUUAACCAGAUCGACAAGCAUGAACAAUUAGAAUUUGAAAUUGGAGCAUUAGUUGACAAAAUUCAGAAAUUAAAGCAUAACAAGAGGACCAUGGAAGAGGUUGUUAACUCACUUAAAGUGGAAAAUGCAAAGCUCAAUGGCACAGUGAAGGCUUUAGGAAUUAUAUGCUUUUGUUCUCUUGGUUCAUAUGUUUUGUGACUGUAUUUUUUCUUACUUAGGAAUUUCUUAAAAUUAAUUGUUGAAGAAGUUGUAGUAUAUUCAAUGAAAUUGGAAGCAAUGUACUAAUUUGCAACUAGUAUUAAGAAGU